CUUGUUAAAGAUAUCGCUCUAUCAAAUGGAGUGAUGCUUUAACCUCACUUUCCACUGUCUCGGAGGUUGUGUAAAGAGCACUUGUGUUUUUAAAUAACAGAAACUGUCAGAAAUGGAGACGGCAGAUACAGAGCCGGACGACAAGUCGAAAGCGGUAAUGCUGUUAGGCCGGGACAUCAGGAAGGUUACCUGCUUCAAGAACAGUGUACUGUUUGGUAUCUACAGCGGUGUCGCGGCCGGCUUAGUCACCUUCCUGUUCACGAGUCGCGUCAGACUCGCGACGAACGUGGCAAUGGGUUCCUACAUGGGUGUUUCCUUAUCUUACUGGUGUUUCUGCCGAUACACCUUUGUGAAGAACAAAUACGCUAUCACUGCAAUGCAAAACAGGAUACAGGAGACGCGAGGAACAAGAGCGAUAGGAACCUUGCAGAAUAAUGACCAGCAAAAGAUGGAGGACGCUUAGGGAACAUUCUGUUCAAAUGCUGAAAACCUUUGAGAUUAUGUAACGGCUGCAUUGCGCGCAACAUAAUAUUAGGUUGAUCAGCAUAGUAUGUACAGUGUAACACAUGAUUAAGAUUGCUGUAUUAUUUAAGAGUCUCUUGUGAGAGAAUUGUGGAAUAAAUAUUCUAAAAAUAAUUUCUUAAACAGCUUGUACAGCAUUUCUGAACAGUGUCAUUGUAGAAUAUUUCGUACUUUGGGAUUGUUAUUUUAAGUACAUAUGUAUAUACAAGAGUGUGCGCUAAUUUUGUAUAAAAGUCAAAUUCACUUGUAGAAUUGUAAUACGAUCGCGUGAAGCGCAUUGUAUGAUAAUUUAGUUAAUGAUGUCAAUGGAAAAACGACUGGAUUGUUUGCAAUCGCGAUGUGUAAUUUCUUUAGAAUAAAACCACUGUCCAAACACAA
Molecule: messenger RNA, 900 nt
Organism: Harpegnathos saltator (Jerdon's jumping ant)
Lineage: Eukaryota; Metazoa; Arthropoda; Insecta; Hymenoptera; Formicidae
Gene: l(3)87Df
Product: cytochrome c oxidase assembly factor COX20 lethal (3) 87Df
Exons: 1
Coding region: 113-463 (116 amino acids)
Biological process (GO): mitochondrial respiratory chain complex IV assembly
Cellular component (GO): mitochondrion; mitochondrial inner membrane
Source: RefSeq, a predicted model, not a curated record